Messenger RNA from Fusarium tjaetaba, 2544 nucleotides. RefSeq lists its product as uncharacterized. The transcript has a single exon. Gene Ontology annotation, biological process: TORC2 signaling. Gene Ontology annotation, cellular component: TORC2 complex. Bases 1 to 2544 code for a protein of 847 amino acids. The record is from RefSeq and is a predicted model, not a curated record. NCBI's taxonomy places the organism in Eukaryota, Fungi, Ascomycota, Sordariomycetes, Hypocreales, Nectriaceae.
AUGCAACCCUCACGCUCUCAACCCCGCGGCCCCGGCAGCUUCGCUCCUCUAUCGAGCUCAUCCGCCCAACCCUCGCAGCUUUCGACAUCAUCGCGACCUGCUCUGCGCCGAGUAGAGACCUCGGACGAUGAGGAUGAGACACCUCGGCCGUCCAUCACAAUACCAAAGUCGCGACCGCCUCCUCAACCACAACCAUCAUCUCCUGCGACCCCGAUAUAUGCCCAGUUCACGACCCAUGGAAACUCUAGUACCGCGAGCUUAGGACAUCACAACUUUUCAAGGCCGGCAAACGCACGAUCUGUUACCCAGGGAUCACCGGCCACGCUUGUCAAGGGCCAUGCGCGCAAGCAUUCGGCGACCCAGGGCUCAUUCGAGCCUACGCUGCCAUCUAUGAGUACAUCGAAUAUUUCAUCACACCUCGGAAUGUCACAUCAUAAUAUGUCGACCGCUUCUGCGACCGCGGCAGCGGCUGCCGCUGCCGCCGCCACAGCCUCCAAUGUCAACUUGUCGGCAAGUCAGAUUGCUGCGCAGGCUGCUGUCAUGUCGCACCAGAAUCAUUCGCGCCAGAGAUCGCAGACUGUGCCUUUCCCUGGCGAUCAAAACGACGCAGUGCGUCGCGGAAGCGGAAGUAAGGGGCCUACGAGUCCCCCGAUGUUGAGCUUGACGGAGGCGAGUGCGCCACGGGACAGUGGGUUUGGCAAUCAUGGAGGACAUGGUGAUCGACUGGGCGGGCCUCAUUCUUCCGCUGCUACAGCUGCCGCCAAUGUUGUAUUUCCUCGAUCUGGACACAAUUCCCCGAGAGCGUCGCCUCAGCCAUACUCGCAACCACCUCCUCCACCCCCUACGUCUGAGAAACCGUACAAGCCAGAGAAGCCAAAGGUCAAGCUAUUCUCCCGCCCAGGCAAGAUUAGCACAAAAGGUGAUGCGAAGGAAAAGCCAUUGCCAAGCCCAGGAAAGAUUGGCUCGGCUCUGUCAGCACUUCAGCGUGGCAACUUCAGCACAAACAGUCUCGUUGAAUCGAGCAAUCAGUCCAUAUACAACCUUACCAACUCGUCUUCAGCCACGAUCCGGCCUAUCGAAACACCCACCGAGGAUAGAGAAAGGGACAAGGAAAAGGGAAAAGAGAAGGAAAAGAAGCACCACUUUCUUUCACGGCAAAAACACAAGCUCAAGGAUGAGUAUCAUCUCCCACUAUCAUCAGCUGCCAGCAAUUCGUUACCAACAGAUCCCAAUGCGCCAAACCCUUUGUAUAACUUCAACAUUCCUCCGAGCCCUGGCCCCAACUCCUCUACCUUUGCCAAGGCCAAAAAGGAUAAGAAACUCGGUGAGCGAUCCGACAGUCGCCUGGAGAGCGAGUCAAGUUUCAAUCUGCAGAGUGAAUGGCCAGGACCAAGUAGUCUACCGUCUCUGUCUCAGCAGUCGACAAUGUAUGAUCCUGUCGAUCCCGGAAAGCUCGGUCUUCACAACCACAUGUCGCUGGACGAUGCGUGGCCUUACCUGAAGGCAAAGCUAUUGGCCAUAUUUGAAGGGGAAGACCUGCGUCUCCCAGUUGAAGACUUCAACAGAGUCGUACAAAUGCAUAUACAGUGGUGUAUGCAUAGACGCUCACCAAAUACCAUGUUGGAGGAUCUUCGAGAGCUUUUACACACGGGGUUCUUGUCACUUGACCGGACAUUACGUCAAACCCCAGAAGACCGAUUUAUACCAACGCUGGUUGAGCUCUGGAUGUUUACCUUUACUUCCAUACUGCCAUAUAUGCAAGCCGUCUUCCUCCCACUCGAUAUGGAGGUGUCAGGGUGCGGUACACUUAUGACCGGAGAGCAGGCACGGGACUUUUGGGGCGGAGCUAUAGCAUCUGCAUCUACCUCAGAGAGACCAGCCCGUGUGGCACCGGCACCAGCAGUUCUCGAUGUUAGGAGGCUCGUGCUCAUCGCCUACAGGGAUACUGUGAUUCUACCGCGGUACGAGACACUCAAGACAAUAUUCUCCCGACUAUCUCUUGAGUUCCUGCCUUCGUCGCUUGCAAGUAUGGCCAUGUCUUCUCCCCCGGAAGCAUCACUGUCCACCUCCCCUUCUGAAUCUUUCGGCCGACCCGGCACAGCUAUGUCUCUCGACCCGUCUAAUGCUUCGUACAAUUCUACGAGUACAACUCUUCUUGGUGAAGGAUCGGCAGGCGGCCGUAGCCGUGCGAUCAGUAACGUCAGCUUCGGCAGCCACGGGAGUGAUGGCGGUCUACGACCAUUCACACCGUCUGGUGGCGGAAUCCCACCACCGCCUUCUCUAGGCAGCCUACGGGAACGUGAGCAGAAUGUCGAGGACUCCAAGCACAUUACGGAGAUGGUUGGCCGGAUGCUGCAGUGUAUGAGUGUUUUGUCGGGCGUGUCGGCGGGUGAUGCAGGUGCAGAAGGCAAUGAGAGGGUGGUAGAGCUGUGUAAGAUGUUGAAGCUAAACUGGCUUGGAAGAGGAAGGACAGGAAGAAACAGGAGAGGCAUGGUAGGCGGCAGGGUGAGAAGGGACGAUAUGAGAGAUGAAGUUCGUGUCUAG